Echinostoma caproni is the source of this 2022-nucleotide messenger RNA. NCBI's taxonomy places the organism in Eukaryota, Metazoa, Platyhelminthes, Trematoda, Plagiorchiida, Echinostomatidae. The record is from the annotation of a GenBank genome assembly.
GUUUCGUCUAACACUGCCGUGAGCACGAUCGGCUUGACCACAUCAUUCGGCUGGCAAGCAUCGGAAGUGCUUCAGCAACAAGAUAUUCAUGAAUUGUGUCGCGUCAUGUUUGAUGCGUUAGAAAAGAAAUUGAAAUCGGAAAAAUCCGCUCGGCAGACUUUGAAAGAGAAUGACGCCCAAGGGGAUUAUGUUGUGGUCGAUCAUGCCCAGAGCACGCAUCACGAUCUCAUCAAUCGACUGUACCAAGGUCAACGUUUCGAUCGCGUUCGAUGCUGUGUGUGCCAGUCGGUCAGCAACAAACCGGCUACAUUUUUGGAUAUCCAAGUUCCUCUUCGUCCAUUCGGUCUGGAUGUCUCCUCGUACUCAAGCUUGGAUGAAGCUUUUCGUGCCAUGCUCGAACCGGAACGUUUGGAUGGUCCGAACCAGUACUACUGUUCACAUUGUGGUGUAAAACAAGACGCGAUGUUGGACUGUGUGUACGAACGAAUGCCCUAUUUGUUGUCGUUGCAAUUGAUGCGGUUCACAUUUGAUCCGCGUACCGGGAAUCGGAUCAAACUGCACGAUCGAGUCAGUUUCCCGCUUGAAGAUUGGGACAUCACUGAAUUUAUUGUCCCAUCGUGUGAUUCACCUAAUUCAGCCAAUAGUUCCGGCCCCAGUUGUGGUGCUCGGGGUGACAGUGAGCUGUUUGAUGACGACGAGGCAGUGGUGUGCAGUCUGAAUGAGGAUGGCCAACAAUACACCGGCUCCGGAGUGAACGGGGUUCUGUCUGCAAGCAGUACGACUGAACCGAUUGAAGAUGAAGACAUUGAGCUUGGUACGGACAGUGGAGCCAAUAGCGGGAUUGAUAGUAGUGCGUUCUUGUUUGCACAUGAUUUGCAGUUUCGACCUAUGAAAUGCUUCCACACGACUCCGCAUAAUGACCGACCGCAGUUUAUGGAAGUGCCAGCUCAUAACAAACACGCUUAUCCAUUGAAAGACCCGGCGGUUGCGACAACUUCAGCCGAAGGACACAUCUUGGAUCGUACACCCACGAAAGUCACCGCCAUGGAGACGAAACACACAGCACAAGGUUCGACUAUUUCAAAACCCCCAUCCAAAUGGGUUUACACAUUGUUUUCGAUCGUGGUUCACUCGGGGUCAAUCAGUGGAGGCCAUUACUAUGCCUACAUCAAAUCUUUCACGGACAAUCAAUGGUAUCAAUUUAACGACCGACAUGUCACAAAGGCCAGUUAUACGGACUUGUUAAAUACGUUUGGUGCGAAACAAACAUCCUAUGCAAGCAGAGCUAGUGCCUAUUAUCUGAUGUAUCGUCGUAUCGAUCCUUUGGCCAAUGAAGAUUUUCUCUCCGAAGACCAAUUCCCACCUCACAUUGCUGAAAUUCAAAUCCGUGCGGAAGAGGCGGAAGAAGAGGCCAAACGUAUUCGUGCAAUGUCUCUGUGCAAGAUAUCCGUUUUUACACGCUCACCGGGUACCAAUGAAGUUAUCACGUCUUUGGUCAGCGUUUACAAAGAUCAAACAAUGGACGAUGCCAUCAUUUCUGCACGUGCGGCCCUCUUGCCCCUUUACGCAGAUUCGAAAGACGUCAGUUGUCGCCUCAUACAAUACUCUCAGAAUCACGACUGUUUCGGACAGUCUGUGGAUUAUGCUGUCUGGCACCGGACUACCAGUCAUGAGAAUGCAAUAUCUCAGCGAGACAGCAAUGACCUUCUCGGUUACUCAGAUCACGAAGUCCCACCACCACCGCCACGGUCAACCGAAGCCUCGACAUCAACGUGUGCGCUGGGAUCCAUCCACACCGAGGAACCGAAAGCUGCUCCAGCAUGCGGUACAGUUGGUCCACUUUUGGUGGAUGAGUUCAUAAACAAAACUCGCACUCUGUGGCUGGAACAUCGUUUAAAUGUGCCAGGGGCUCUUGAAUCCUCGUCGGUGGUGAACCAGUGGCGAACUUACGAACCCAAAGGUAAAUUUAUUUUCCCCAUGUCACGUUUCUCCAAUGAGUUGACUGUGGUUCUUAUGAGAUAG